Alosa sapidissima (American shad) is the source of this 1371-nucleotide messenger RNA. RefSeq lists its product as uncharacterized. NCBI's taxonomy places the organism in Eukaryota, Metazoa, Chordata, Actinopteri, Clupeiformes, Clupeidae. The coding region runs from base 585 to 1298 and encodes 237 amino acids. The transcript is spliced from 11 exons. The record is from RefSeq and is a predicted model, not a curated record.
GUAUGUACAGUAUGUUGUAUGUGUGCAGUUAUUAAAUGUGGCAGGUCGUAAAGUCACGUAAACAUUAGCCAUAUCUUAGCAAGUAGCCUGUACGUCAAAGAGGUGGACAGACGAGCUCAAAAUCUAUAAAAAGAUGGCACAGAUGUGGAAGGUGGUCGAGUUCACGGACAAAGGCGCUGCCGUAGUGCCAUCCAGCUGGCUCGAGGAGGCUGGGGAAAGCUGGAGGUGUUACUGGCCUGGCUCCUAUGACCACUGGCGGCCACCAGGUCAAAACUGGGAUGUUUUUGAUGACGUGAGGGUCUUGGUAGGCUGUGCAACAUAUGGUAAGGCCAAAGACUAUUUAGAAGUGUUUGCAGCCUGACUGUGCAACAACAGACAUCCAGUCAGAGGCUGAGACUCCUAACAAGAGAAAAAGAAGGGCAAACCCACGUAGCAAUCUUGAAAGAGCGGGCUCAUCAGCUAGAGCCAGGAGUUGGAGCUUGCCACGAGAGGCUAUUGGAGCUACAGCAAUAACACAUAUUUCAGAAUCAAACAAAUAUCUGAUUGUCCAUUUAGGCCAGUCUGAAAUUCAACUGCCAUUUCCUAUGCUUCAAGGUGAGGACACUGAUGAGGAUGAGCCAACCCCUAGAAAAACGGCAAGGCCAACUAUUGACUUUGGGCCAGACAUCAAUAGUGAGUGGCUAUUAGGGUCAUCAACCACCCAAAGAGACUCACAUCAAGAAGGGCAUUUUACACAAGAUGCAUGUCAGCCACACCAACCGCUGUUGCGUGAUAUUGGAUUGACAAAAGUGAUACAGCUGUUGUCGCGAGUGCUGGACGAAAACAGACAAAUGAAAGAGGAAAUCAGCAAGCUGGGGAGUGACAUUAGGAGAGAGACGGUGAGGCAGGCAACCCCUGAAGCUUCCUCGUCAAACAUCAAACUGCCUCUCAACACAAUGGAGGAGUUUGAACAGGCAGAAGCUCUCAUCAAGGAAAACCCGCUCGAGAAGCAAAAAAUGAUCUCUACAUUUACUCUUGUUGGUGGGCACACUGCUGAAGUGACCGUAAGGCGGAUGCUGCAGAAUGGCCUCACCAACAACCUGGCUAGCCUUUUCAACUGGGCAGGAAAAGGCCACAAGAAACCUUUUAAAGAAACUAUGCUCAGUGAUGUACUGUAUGCUGCACUCCAAAAACAGCUGCCAGGGAGCACAAUUAUGAUUUAUGAAGGCACGGUGAAGAAGUGGUUGAAGUACGCUCUGGAGAGAGAUGGAGGCGUAGGGAGGCGAAACAGGCCAGCGCAAGAUCAGGCGCCUUCAUAACAAGACAAGACAUGGAACAAAAAAUAAACCUACAUGGAUCCGAUGGAACAUAAAUAAACGAAAAUGUGUUUGA